AUGGAACUCAGGCAGUGGCGCGCCAUUCCUAUCGCCGUCGUCACACCGCUGACCCCAAGCGGGAUCCGCCAUCCCCACAGCAAGGCCCUUCCUCGGCGGGCGCCCCUCCCUCGUCACCGCCAGCAACAGCCACACCGUUUCCAACGUGGCGGAGCACAGCCACACGGCCGGGGCGCUCGGACUCCGCCCGCUCUUCGGCGUACCCGCCGGCUCAACCUGCGCGGUCGGCGGCUCCGGCACGACGGCCCCCUCGCAGAGUCGUCGUCCCGGCCAGCCACAGCGGACACCCUCCUUUCUCCCAGGAGUGCCACAACAUCGCCGACGCGGCAGGGUACGACCUGGACGCUCGGGUUCGGGCUAUCCCCGCUCCUCGGCGCCGGCGGCUCCACCUCCAUCGCCACGGGAGGGCGACUCGACCUGGGUGAUGAAGGUGGCGAGGGCCACGGCGAGGAGGACGUCAAUGCCGUGGGCCUCACGGGAGCAAGAUUCGCGCUCGGCCCUGUACCCGUCGAGUUCCCAUCGUCCGUGGCACAAGCUCUACUCGCGGCCAACCAUAACGGACGUUUUUGUCUCUCCACGGAGUGCCACGCCGUUGCCGACGCGGUGGGGCACGGCUGCACGGCCGGGGCGCUCGGGCUCCGCCCCCUCCUCGGCACACCCGCCCGCUUCCUCGUGGGCUCCAUCUCGAGUGCGACUGGUCUCCGAGGCAGAGUCGUGGUCGGCGCGCUCGACAUGGGAGAUGGAGACGGCGAGGGCGAGGAGGACGUCACGGACGAGCUCAGGUUUCAGGAUGCUCAUCACCAUAUGUCAGGACUCAGGAGUCGAAUCAAAACUGCGGUUCACUGUUCACAUUGGGUCUUCUAUCUGCUGGUAAAAGAACUCAAAGCAUGCUCGACGUGUACUAUUGGAAAAUCAAUAGGAGUGAUGCGGGAAGUCAUGGGAGAAAAUCUUUACAAGGAAGUGAUCGUCGCGGUGCCAAAGGAGGAUGAAGGCGAUUUUGGCUACAUCGUCAUCUGUGGGAAUGAAGUUCUUCACAGAGUUGCCAACUCCAUGGAAAAUAAGAAGCGGGACAUGAAGUUGUUAUCACAAGUCACAUGGUCACUGCAUAGCCAUUUCAUAUCGUCAUUGCGGGAAGUCAAAGAGAAGUUCAUAAUGAUAUGACAUUUAGCAAUUUAUAUGGAAAUUGUUUCUGGCGCCUUCCCUAUAAACUUCAACGAUUUAUUGCAAGAUGUGAAAAUGAAACCAUCUUUAACGCAGUACAAGCAUGUAGUUUAUUUUGUUUUCAAACAGUUUGAUCAUAUUGGAUUGGAUGCUCCUAUUC
Triticum aestivum (bread wheat) is the source of this 1321-nucleotide messenger RNA. RefSeq lists its product as uncharacterized. NCBI's taxonomy places the organism in Eukaryota, Viridiplantae, Streptophyta, Magnoliopsida, Poales, Poaceae. The record is from RefSeq and is a predicted model, not a curated record. Bases 1 to 1161 code for a protein of 386 amino acids. The transcript is spliced from 5 exons.